AUGCACUGUGUUGCAUGCAUUGUCAACCUCUGCAAGGCUUGUGUGGGAGAACACAUCUCGGAUGAAUCCAAGGAUCAUAAAGUGGUCAAAUUUCAAUCUAGGAAAACCACCCCUCUCUACCCUAGAUGCACAUUCCAUGAAACAGAGCGAUGUGAGAUGUACUGUAGACAUUGUGACAUUCCUGUCUGCCUCACUUGUCUGGAUUCUGAUCAACACCGCAGUCAUAAGUUAUUAAGAAUCCAACAAAUAUUGAGUGAAAAGAAAGACUUUAUGAAAAAGGAGCUACGUGAGUUAAAUGAAACAAUUUAUCCUACCUACCAGUGCUUUGCAGCACAUUUAAAAGUUAAAAUGCGUCAUUUAGAAAAGGAAUAUGAAGAUAUCUCGACAGUCAUAACAAAUCAUGUAAUUUACUGGCACAGAAAAAUUGACAAACUUGUCAAUAAACUUAAAACCGAAGUUAAUGAAAUGAAGAUCUCUCAGUUACAAACUUUACAACAAUAUUUUGAUGAUAUAUACAAGAAGAUUGUUGACAUUAAAAGUGAAACCGAUUCAUUAAAUACAUGUUUUGCUGAAAACACAAAUGACAUUGCAAGAAUUUUAAGUUUAAGACCUAAAGUAAAUCAAUAUAAAGAGCUUCCACAAAAUCUCGUACUCUUUAUUCCUAAAUUCACUCCUAAUACAAUUCAAGAUGAAAAACUUAUUCACCAAUUUGGAGGGUUAUCGUCAAUUCCUUUUACAACAGAAGAUGUGAAAAUACAGACAACUCAAAAAUCAACACAACGGGGUUUUUCCUUGCUUAAAAAGAAAUCUGGAUUCCAUCUUCCAAGAAAACAAUUUAACAUUGAUAUGUUCCAUUUUAAAAACUAUCUUCAAAAUAUUGCCUGUCCGGGUGAUGAAAAGAUAUGGACAUGUGAUUUCAGCAAUAUCAUAGAGCUCUAUGACACCAAAAGGCAUUUACAUACCGGGAUAAUCAGGACUAAGUCAGGGAGCAUCCCAGCAGAUAUAACAGUGACAGGUAGCGGAGAUCUCAUUUAUACUGAUGACGUGUAUAGAACUGUAAACAUAGUAAAGAAUGAAAAGAUAGAGGAGAUGAUUAGAUUCAAGAACUGGAAACCUCGUAAUUUAUGUAGCACUUCCUCUGGUGACCUCUUGGUUACCAUGGAAAGUGAUGACAGUAAACAAUCGAAGGUUGUCAGAUACUCUGGCUCAACAAAGAAACAAACCAUUCAAUAUGAUGAUGGGGGCAAUCCCCUUUACACAUCUGGAUACACCUACACGUAUAAUGGUUCUCAUAAAUAUAUAUGUGAGAACAGGAAUUUCGAUAUAUGUGUUGCUGAAUGUAGGUCUAACACAAUAGUGGUGGUCAAUCAAGGUGGAAAAUUGAGAUUUAAAUACUUUGGACACUCUCCUGCUCAAAAAAUGAACCAUUCAGUGCAAGAGGAAUCACAACAGACAGUCAAUGUCACAUUCUUACAACUGAUCAUGAUAAUAACUGUAUUCACAUCAUUGAUCAAGAUGGACAGUUUCUAA
Saccostrea cuccullata (small rock oyster) is the source of this 1530-nucleotide messenger RNA. RefSeq lists its product as uncharacterized. The record is from RefSeq and is a predicted model, not a curated record. The transcript has a single exon. NCBI's taxonomy places the organism in Eukaryota, Metazoa, Mollusca, Bivalvia, Ostreida, Ostreidae. Gene Ontology annotation, molecular function: zinc ion binding. The coding region runs from base 1 to 1530 and encodes 509 amino acids.